AUGCACAACCACGUGUCCCCCGAGUCCCCAACUCCGCUGCCCCGCCCGUCCCUUCCGCGCGCGCUCCCCAAGGUGCAGCGAUUUGACGCCUUGCGGAGUAACACGACGAAAGUUCAGAGCGGGAAGGCGGGGAGAAGUGUGACCAAGGAAAUGGGACACACCUCAUCUGGCAAUGAAGUGCCCUUGAAAUAUUCUUCCGGCAAAGCUUUCCCCCUAGGGGUGUCACAAGUUGAUGAUGGGCUAAAUUUUGCUAUAUUCUCACAGCAUGCUUCUUCUGUCACCCUUUGCUUGAAACUUCCUGAUAGAGGCACCCAAGAUGAUGUGGACAUUGUAGAGUUUGCUUUAGAUCGCCAGAAGAACAAGACUGGAGAUAUAUGGCAUGUGUCGGUGGAGGGUUUGCCUGCUUUUGGUGUUCUUUAUGGGUAUCGCAUUAAUGGUCCUCAAGGGUGGCAACAAGGUCAUAGAUUUGAUGACAGCGUUAUUCUUCUGGACCCUUAUGCAAAAUUAGUUUCUGGUCGAAAGCACUUUGCAGUUGAAAGAGAGAAGCCAAGCCAGCUUUUCGGAACGUAUGAUUUCGAUAGCUCACCUUUUGACUGGGGUGACAAUUAUAGGCUUCCUAAUUUGCCUGAGACAGAUCUUGUUGUAUAUGAAAUGAAUGUCCGUGCCUUCACUGCGGAUGAGUCAAGCGGGCUUGGUCCAGCUAUUCGUGGAAGUUACCUUGGUGUCAUUGAUAAAAUUCCUCAUUUGCUGGAACUUGGCGUUAAUGCAGUGGAACUACUUCCUGUUUUUGAGUUUGAUGAGUUGGAGUUGAAGAGGUUCCCUAACCCAAGGGACCACAUGGUAAAUACAUGGGGAUAUUCUACAAUCAACUUUUUUGCACCCAUGAGUCGUUAUGCUAGUGCGGGUGGUGGACCUGUGGCUGCUUCCAAAGAGCUCAAACAGAUGGUCAAGGCAUUUCAUAAUGCUGGAAUUGAGGUUAUUCUGGACGUGGUUUAUAACCAUACAAAUGAAGCUGAUGAUGCUAACCCUUAUGUGACUUCCUUUCGUGGCAUUGAUAACAAGGUCUAUUACAUGUUAGACUUCAACAACAAUGCUCAGCUGCUGAACUUCUCGGGUUGCGGGAAUACACUAAACUGCAACCAUCCUUUUGUCAAGGAGCUUGUACUCGACAGUUUGAGACAUUGGGUUAAGGAGUAUCACAUAGAUGGAUUUCGGUUUGACCUUGCGAGUGUUCUUUGUCGUGGACCAGAUGGCAGUCCUCUUGAUGCACCUCCACUCAUUAAGGAUAUUGCCAAAGACUCUGUAUUGUCUAGAUGUAAGAUCAUUGCUGAACCUUGGGACUGUGGUGGCCUUUAUCUAGUGGGGAGGUUCCCUAAUUGGGACAGGUGGGCUGAAUGGAACGGGAAGUACAGAGAUGAUAUUCGAAGAUUUAUUAAGGGAGAUCCUGGUAUGAAGGGGGUGUUUGCAACUCGUGUUUCUGGUUCUGCAGAUCUCUACCAGGUGAACAAUCGGAAGCCUUACCAUAGUGUGAACUUUAUAAUUGCUCAUGAUGGAUUUACUUUAUGUGACCUUGUUUCAUAUAACUCCAAGCAUAAUGAUGCGAAUGGAGAAGGUGGUCGUGAUGGGUGCAAUGACAACUACAGCUGGAACUGUGGCAUUGAAGGAGAAACAAGUGAUUUGAAUGUGCUAAGUCUUCGUUCAAGGCAAAUGAAGAACUUCCAUGUGGCAUUAAUGAUUUCCCAGGUUUAUAUUACCGACCAUAGUUACCUUUUACGUGUAGCUGAGUAUAACUUACGAGUUACAUUAUAUACAAUAGGAAUACAUGAUCACAAUUCUGGUGGAGAUAUCUAUUUGGCAUUCAAUGCUCAUGAGUAUUUUGUGGAUGCUGUAAUUCCCCCACCACCACAGCAUAAAUCUUGGAGUCGUGUGGUGGAUACCAACCUGGAAUCACCAAAGGAUAUUGUCCCAGAAGGGGUGCCAUUCACAGGUUCAGGGUACAGGAUUGCUCCCUACUCUUCCAUCUUGCUUAAGGCAAAGCCUUAG
This is a messenger RNA of Miscanthus lutarioriparius, 2043 nucleotides long. The record is from the annotation of a GenBank genome assembly. NCBI's taxonomy places the organism in Eukaryota, Viridiplantae, Streptophyta, Magnoliopsida, Poales, Poaceae.